AGCAGAAAGACGAACGCGAAAAAUGUACGUUUUUCGUCGGUCUUGUUUGCAAACAUUUUUUAAAAUUUCGACGUUUUUCUCGAUACGAUGCAAAAUUUUCCAUGUCCUCCAAAUCAUUUGAAAUUCUUUCAAGUGGAUAGGGAAAAUAUAUUGAAGAAUUAUGAUUUAUUUAAUAGUUUCCCUAUCCAUUCCGUACAUCUUCUAAUUCCUGCACCAAAAAGUUUCAUUGAGAAUUAUGAGGGAGUACUAAACUCGGAUGAUGCUAUUUAUUUUCUAGCAAAGCAAAUUACAGCUGCAUCUCUUAUUGAAGAAGUAUUUCUAAUGCAUUUUAUUAAAAAUGGUGUCCUCCAGGCUGUGCCACAUAAUAUUAGAGCUGAUAAUAAUUUUAUUUCUAUUACAAGCACUGGGAAACUCAUUUUAUCAUUAAGAAAAGACAUUGCUAGUUGCCUUUCUUUAACAAACGUACACUCUGGUAAACACAAGAAGAAUGUAAGGGAGGAUUUUCAAACAUGUGUAAUUGAAAUGAAAGAUUCAAAUUUUUUCCCUGGAAAGAAGUUGUAUAAAUCAGUUUUACAUGAGCUUACUAAAAUAGAUGAUCUUCGUUUUGAUUUACUUCUUAGUUGGAAAUCAAAUGGUGAUAUAUGUUCUCAGUCAUUAAAAAAGUAUUUUGAAAAUCAAGGUUAUGAAUGCAUUGCUUUUGAACCCACUUACAGACAGUCAUGUAAAAUUUCUGUCUCUGUGCCAAUAAUAAACUUUGAAUUAUUCGAACCAAGUGUAUUGGAAGAUGUAUUAGAAUGGAUUGGAGCACACAUUUGUGAAAUUGAUUUCCCUGAUGAUGCAGAUAGUUAUGUAAGCAAAUUUGCUGUCCCUAAACCAUCACAAUUAGUUGAUAGAUUAUUUACUGCAUCUUGGAGAGGUUUUUUCUCUGCUCAUCAAGUUUUCCGCCUUAUGGAGGAAAUGAGAAUUUGAGAACAUAAUUAUUUUUGAGGAAAAGGAAGUUAAAGAACCUGAUCAGUUUUAAAGUUAUGCAGAUGGUUAAAUCUCAUUCAAACUAUUACAAACAUCAUUGGAAAACUGAUUCCUAUGAGCUGCAGUUAGCAAUAGCGAGGAAAAAAAUAGAAAGCAUUCAAAGCAAUCUGGAAAGAAGGCUGUUGAAAAGUUUGAUAUGAGGUUGUUUUAAAGGCAGCUCAGACUUUGGUGAAUUUUCAAAGAUUAAUCAUA
Molecule: messenger RNA, 1221 nt
Organism: Stegodyphus dumicola
Lineage: Eukaryota; Metazoa; Arthropoda; Arachnida; Araneae; Eresidae
Product: ribonuclease P protein subunit p40-like
Biological process (GO): endonucleolytic cleavage in ITS1 to separate SSU-rRNA from 5.8S rRNA and LSU-rRNA from tricistronic rRNA transcript (SSU-rRNA, 5.8S rRNA, LSU-rRNA); tRNA 5'-leader removal
Cellular component (GO): ribonuclease MRP complex; multimeric ribonuclease P complex
Molecular function (GO): ribonuclease MRP activity; ribonuclease P activity
Source: RefSeq, a predicted model, not a curated record